AAUUGAUGAAACAAGUCCGCACCACUCCGUAACUUUGGUCAGCAGCAGACUGCGAGUUCCCGCCACUUUUGCCCUUUCCUUCUCUCAGUGAAGACUGAAGAGUGAGGGCAGUUGUCUCAGAAGUGAAGAUUGAAGAUUGAAGAUUGAAGAAGAUGCUGUGGGUGGACAAGUACAGACCCAAAACCCUAGACCAGGCAAUGGUCCACCAAGACAUCGCACAAAACCUCAAGAAACUUGUCUCAGAGCAGGACUGCCCCCAUUUGCUCUUUUAUGGUCCUUCUGGUUCCGGCAAGAAAACCCUAAUCAUUGCCCUUCUUCGUCAGAUUUUCGGACCCAGCGCCGAUAAGGUGAAGGUGGAAAACAGGGCAUGGAAAGUUGAUGCUGGAAGUAGAACGAUUGAUUUAGAGCUGACUACAUUAUCAAGCACCAACCAUAUUGAACUGAACCCCAGUGAUGCAGGGUUUCAGGACAGAUAUAUUGUUCAAGAGAUAAUUAAAGAAAUGGCUAAAAAUAGACCCAUUGACACAAAAGGGAAAAAAGGAUAUAAAGUCUUAGUGCUGAAUGAAGUUGACAAACUUUCAAGAGAAGCGCAACAUUCUCUUCGAAGAACUAUGGAGAAAUAUAGUGCCUAUUGCAGGCUAAUACUGUGCUGUAACAGCUCUUCAAAGGUUACUGAAGCAAUCCGGUCUCGGUGUCUUAAUGUGCGAAUAAAUGCACCGACAGAAGAACAGAUUAUGAAAGUAUUGGAGUUCGUUGGAAAGAAAGAAGGGCUGCAGCUUCCUUCUGGAUUUGCUGCUCGUAUAGCUGAAAAAUCAAAUAGGAGCUUAAGGAGAGCUAUAUUGUCAUUAGAAACUUGCCAUGUUCAACAGUAUCCCUUUACAAGUAACCAGGCAAUACCCCCAAUGGAUUGGGAGGAAUAUGUUUCUGAAAUUGCAUCUGAUGUAAUGAAGGAGCAGAGCCCAAAAAGGCUUUAUCAGGUGCGGCAAAAGUUGUAUGAGCUACUUCUUAAUUGUAUUCCUCCAGAGAUCAUCUUGAAGAGGCUUCUUUAUGAGUUAUUGAAGAAGUUGGAUGCAGAGUUGAAGCACGAGGUCUGCCAUUGGGCUGCAUAUUAUGAACAUAGGAUGCGUCUUGGGCAGAAAGCUAUAUUUCACCUUGAAGCUUUCGUGGCCAAGUUCAUGAGCAUUUAUAAGGGUUUCCUCAUUGCAGCAUUUGGUUGAGCACCAGACUGGCAUGAUUUCCUUGAAUCUAAAAUGUUACUUUGAACAUGAUGGCAGUGAACUGUGUACAUGUGUUACUAUACAUUAUGGGAAGAUUUUGUAAUAGUCUCUUUUUCUCUUUCGUUGUUUUUCCUUUUCUAUUUGAAAAUUGGCUGUACCUCCCGAAGUUAAGAUCUUUGCCUGGCUGUUUCUACAGAAAUGGCUAAAUACUACAGAAAAGUUAGCCAAGUUCAUGGACAUCAGAUGUCUCCAUUUGUAAUCAAAGUGAUGAACUCUUUAAUCA
Molecule: messenger RNA, 1500 nt
Organism: Prunus mume (Japanese apricot)
Lineage: Eukaryota; Viridiplantae; Streptophyta; Magnoliopsida; Rosales; Rosaceae
Product: replication factor C subunit 3
Biological process (GO): DNA-templated DNA replication; DNA repair
Cellular component (GO): nucleus; DNA replication factor C complex
Molecular function (GO): DNA binding; ATP hydrolysis activity; DNA clamp loader activity
Source: RefSeq, a predicted model, not a curated record